This is a messenger RNA of Balaenoptera ricei (Rice's whale), 1336 nucleotides long. RefSeq names its product sperm acrosome associated 6 (gene SPACA6). The coding region runs from base 301 to 1275 and encodes 324 amino acids. Gene Ontology annotation, biological process: fusion of sperm to egg plasma membrane involved in single fertilization. The transcript has 9 exons. The record is from RefSeq and is a predicted model, not a curated record. Lineage: Eukaryota; Metazoa; Chordata; Mammalia; Artiodactyla; Balaenopteridae.
CGGGCCCCCGCACACCGUACUGCCGGCCUCUGGGUCCCUGAGACCCUUUAACCUGUGAGGACGUCCAGGGUCACAGGUGAGGUUCUUGGGAGCCUGGCAUCCGGCCCAACCAUCAGCCUGGGGUCCGACCCUGACCCCUGACCCCUACCCCCACACACCCUUCCUCCCUGAAAACCCUGGAGCCUGACAUUGGACUGGAGACUGAAACCCGACCUCUGACCCCGUAUCUUGAGCCCCUCCCCCGCACCACGGUGACCUCACAAAAGUCUCCAGCUUCUCCACAGGCUGAGACCCUCCGCUAUGGCCCUUCUGGCCCCAGGGAGCGCUGUGCCGUCCGCCCUGGUGGCCCUCACGGUUUUCAGGGCCUCCGCCUGGGCCUGUCUCCUCUGCUUCACGUCUUACAACGAGCGCCUCCAAAUCUGCCAGAUCUUCGCCGGCCUGGAGAGCCCCGACCUCGGGAAGUGUGAGGAGGCCUUCACAGAUGCCUUUAAGGGCCUCCUGGACACUGAAAUCAACUACGAUGAAAGGAGCCACCUGCACGACGCCUUUACCCAGAUGACCCACUCCCUGCAGGAGGUGGCCGCCGCCCAGGGGUCCUUUCGGGUUGCCUUUCCUCAUGCCGCGGAGAAAAUACAGAAGAUUAUAUUACAGCUUAAAGAAGUCCGGGCCUGCAUCCCUCCCUGCGGACUCCAGGAGGUCGCCCGGCGUUUCCGCUGCCGAGGGUGCUACUCCACGGUCUGCGACCUCCCGCUAGACUGCCCAGUUCAGGACUUGACGGUGACUCGGGGUCAUCAGGCUAUGUUCUUUUGCACUGUGAACUUCCAGCUGCCUAAGGAAGAGAUCACCUAUUCCUGGAAGUUCGCAGGAGGAGGUCUCCGGACUCAGGACCUGUCCUACUUCCGAGAGAUUCCGCGGGCCCGAGGAUACCUGGCACGGAUCCGGCCGGUGCAGCCCACGCACCGCGGGACCUUCUCUUGCGUGAUCACACACGACCAGCGCCCCCUGGCGCGGCUCUACUUCUUUCUGAAUGUGACAGGUCCGCUACCGCGCGGGGAGACUGAGCUCCAGGUCGCUUUUCGGGAAGUGUUGCGCUGGGCGCCACGGGAGGGGGAGAUGAUCGAACCCUGGACGCCCAGCCUGGGCGAGCUGCUGGCCAGGCCCGAGGCUCUGACGCCGGGCAAUCAGUGCCUGCUCGCGGUCGCUGUGGCCUUAGCCUCAGCCAGUGCGACCGUGCUGGCGUGGGUAUUCUUUCGAUGGUACUGCAGCGGCGACUAACAAAGGUAUCUUUUUUAUCCUAUUUCCAUCCCUAAAAUAAAGAAUCUAUUUCAGCUCUCUA